Messenger RNA from Ooceraea biroi (clonal raider ant), 1781 nucleotides. RefSeq names its product prolyl-tRNA synthetase 2-like protein, mitochondrial (gene ProRS-m). Lineage: Eukaryota; Metazoa; Arthropoda; Insecta; Hymenoptera; Formicidae. The record is from RefSeq and is a predicted model, not a curated record. Gene Ontology annotation, molecular function: ATP binding; proline-tRNA ligase activity. Gene Ontology annotation, biological process: prolyl-tRNA aminoacylation. Gene Ontology annotation, cellular component: mitochondrion; cytoplasm.
AACAGCUGAUUUCGGUCAUGCGCGCUCCAUUUCGUGCGCUGUGUCACGGAUUGCCGGUACUACCAGGAAUUCCGAUUUCAUAUUAUUAUUUUUCUUUCUGCUUUGCUGUCAAUUUCGAAAAAUGGCAAGUAAAACAAUUAUUAAUUUACCUAGAGUGUCGAGGAUAUUUCAUCCUAUGGCAAGUGGAUUAUAUGAUUCUGAAGGAAAGGCAGAAAUCGCAUUUAAAGGUUAUGAGUUGCUGGUUAAUUAUGGGAUUAUUAAACCAGCUAGUACCGGCAUGUAUGCUCUAUUGCCAUUAGGAAUGCGGGUCUUAAAUAAAUUAAUAAACAUUGUUGAUAAAGAAAUGGCAAACUUAGGCGCAGAGAAAAUACUGCUUCCAGCAUUGACUUCCGCUACACUCUGGAGAAAGACUAAUAGAUAUGAUACUAGUAAAACCGAACUAUUUACAGUUACAGACAGACACGACAGGGAAUAUUUAUUAAGUCCAACGUAUGAAGAAGCAAUCUGUGGUCUAAUGUCGUCGGUGGGACCUGUAUCCAGUAAACUAUUACCCUUGAGGUUGUAUCAGAUAUCCAGUAAAUGGCGAGACGAAAUGAAACCACGACUUGACCUUCUACGUAGCAGAGAAUUUAUUAUGAAGGAUUUAUAUACGUUCGAUGCUUGUUUAGAUGGUGCGCAACAUACGUAUGAUUUGGUCUGCGAGUCUUACGAUAAUAUCUUUAAGCAGAUUGGUAUGAACUAUGCAAAAGUCGUAGGUGAUGUGGGAACAAUCGGGGGCUUGAAAUCACACGAAUAUCAUUAUGUGUCCGAUAUCGGUGAGGACGUUAUACUGCGGUGUCCCGCAUGUGAUUUCUCUAUUAAUCAGAUUAUCUCCAAGACGACAAGUUGUCCCGAAUGUAAAGGCGAACUGCGUCAAUAUAAUUCUGCGGAGGUGGGACACAUGUUUCUACUGAGCACGAAGUAUUCGCAGCCGUUGAAAGCCGUAUUUGCGAAACAGCAUGAAGUAAAACCCAUGGUCAUGGGCUGUUUCGGCCUGGGACUGAGUCGCAUCCUCACGCUAGUCGUUGAUAUGUUAUCGGCGAACGAUGAAAUAAGAUGGCCUGUGAAAUUAGCACCAUAUACAGCAUGCAUCAUAUCACCGAAGAUAGGAAGCAAGGAAGAAGGUGGAUCUGUCUACGUUGAGCAACUGUUCAAAAGUCUUGAGAAAUGCGGCAUAGACGCGAUACUGGAUGACCGUACGAAAUUGACGAUUGGUAAACGAAUGAAACUCGCACGCGUAAUAGGCUAUCCUUACGUAAUUGUUAUCGGCAAGACAGCGAUGCAGUCGGUACCUUUGUUUGAGGUUCAUGAUUUAAACAAUGAUACCUACCACGAAAUGUCGUUAGAACAGAUAAGUAACUAUUUCAAUGAUGUAAAUUUAAAAAUUAGUUAAAAAAUGUGCGUGUAUGAUGCCUAGGGAAAAAGUAAUCUUUUUUAAUGACGUUUUUUAAUGACGUUGUCUGCUUAGUAUUAUUUACAGCAGAUGUAACGACCACGUGUAUAAUAUUUGUACAUAACAUCGGUGUCUUUAUUGCGUAUUUUGUCACUUUCCUAAAGUAAAAUAAAGGUCAACGAUAACCGCUGGCGGAGCGAAGCACGCCCACGUCAAAACGCCGUUAAAAUCAAGGUAAAGAUUUUUUUUAUUGAAUUUGUGUUUUCAUAUUAACCUCUUGUCGUUAAUGCGAUUUUGUUACUAUAUGAAAUAUUUUUAAAAAAAUAUAAAAUUCAAUGAAUUAUUUCAU